CUGCUCUACUACUCUAACCAUUACUGCUACUACUGUUGCUAUAACAAUUACUGCUACUACUGCUGCUAUAACGAAGCUUGUUCCGCAAUGAGAUGAACAGCCUCCUCGCUGAUCCAUUCGCUCAAGACUACCCAGAGACACUCCUCCAUACCCUGCCACACUACCAAGCAUCCUGCAUUCGUUUUUGCGAAACACACCUCGCAGCAGGCACCCUCUCUGGCGAUGUCAUCCUCUAUGACCUCCUCACACUCGCACCCGCUCGCAUCCUGCGUGCUCAUUCAAGAACCAUCCAAUCACUCUGCUGGAGUCGUUGUGGACGAUACCUAUUGAGUGCCUCGCGGGAUUGGUUGUGUGUCUUGUGGGACUUGCAAACUGCCACGGCACUCUAUAAAGUCAUGAUGGGUGCACCUGUAUGGAUGGCAGAUUUACAUCCAAUCGAUCCAUUCACGUUUUGUGCAAGUUUGUUGGAUGCCGCUGCAGUCAGGGUUUCUUGCUCGCCGGGCAAGAUUGACAAGCAAGCAUUGGAGAUUGAAGCGAAGGCUGGAUCUGUGUUGUGUUCAUUGUAUACACCCGCUGGUGAGAUUCUCGGUGGCUCUUCAAAAGGCCAGCUCCUCUUAUGGUCGUCUGAUGGGACUUGCAUACGCUCGUGGAAGUUGACAUCUGGCAGCAUCAAGGGACUGUCCAUGACUGCGAAUAGCUCACAUCUCGUUAGCAAUUCAACGGAUCGUGUGAUUCGGACUUUUGCCGUACCGGGGCCGGCAGACGAGACGUUGGAGAUUGAGCACAAGUUUCAGGAUAUUGUCAAUCGCUUACAAUGGAAUGCUGUUUGCUUUUCAGGGAACGCAGAGUAUGUUGCUGCAUCUACGUAUCAGUCCAGCAAUGAUGUCUAUCUCUGGGAACGACAACGUGGAUCACUUGUCAAGAUUCUGGAGGGACCGAAAGAAGAAUUGAUUGAUGUGGCAUUCCACCCGACCCGCGUGCUAGCAGCAGCUGUGGGUGUGGAGACUGGGACGGUGUAUCUGUGGGGUGUACCGAGUGUUGAGAAAUGGGGCAGCUUUGCACCUGACUUCAAGGAACUGGAGGAGAAUGUUGAGUUUGUUGAGCAGGAAGAUGCAUUUGACAUUCGGCGUGAGGAGGAGACGGGUGAGCGUCGGCUGGCUGAUGAGAGUGCGAGUGUGGAUUUGGAGGGCGAUGGGCCUGUGUGUGGGUUUCUGCUUCCACUUGACUUGAAUGUGCUGUAGCUGCUUGUAGCUAGCUGCUUGUAACUAGCUGCUUGUAACUAUAGCCAGCUGUAGUCUAUCAGGGGCGAUGAUUGAUUGAAUUUAUUUUUGGCUUCUUCUCUUCUCUGCUGCGGCUCGAA
This is a messenger RNA of Protomyces lactucae-debilis, 1360 nucleotides long. RefSeq names its product WD40-repeat-containing domain protein. Gene Ontology annotation, molecular function: protein binding. Gene Ontology annotation, cellular component: Set1C/COMPASS complex. NCBI's taxonomy places the organism in Eukaryota, Fungi, Ascomycota, Taphrinomycetes, Taphrinales, Protomycetaceae. The transcript has a single exon. The record is from RefSeq and is a predicted model, not a curated record. Bases 93 to 1241 code for a protein of 382 amino acids.